AUGUUUUAUAAGACUGUUUCUGAUAAAAAGGGGACUCCCUCUCCUUUACGUAAAUGUUCUCAAUAUCAUAUACCAAAUACAUACUUCUCAACGAUUAAACAACCUUUAGAGAGAUCAUUUGAACCAAUUGAAAAGUAAAAAACAUUAACUGAUGAAUAACAUGAAAUCUAAAAAUUGCAUUAUGUUAUUGAAUAAUUAAAGGACGAAAAUAAUAAAUUACGUUCUGCAUUGCAAUAAUAAAAUUUAUAAUUUAUAUAUGAAACUCAACAGUUGAAUUAGUAAAUUACUAAUAUGCAUUCAGAGUAACAAUCAAUUAAAUAGAUAUUAAUCGAUAGAAAUAAUGAAAACAAUAAAAUGAUCUAAUAUAUUGAAGAACUGUCUACUUAACAUUAAAAUCUAUAAACUCAAUAUUAAGAUGCUUAUUUAUAAUUGUAACAGGCAGAAAUUUAUUCCAAUUAAAUUAUGUUACUCUAAAAAGAAUUGAAGGGAAAAGCAGAUGAAAUUGAAAUACUGAAAAAUGAACUGUAAAUUACUACUAAAUCUAAUACUGAAUAGUCUGAGAAUCAAAAAAUCUAUGAUUUCCUUAAAAAUGUUAAACAAUAAUAUAUUGAUGAUGAAUGUAGAUCACUAAAUUUAUAUGAUUGA
Paramecium sonneborni is the source of this 645-nucleotide messenger RNA. Lineage: Eukaryota; Ciliophora; Oligohymenophorea; Peniculida; Parameciidae. The record is from the annotation of a GenBank genome assembly.